ACCGGUAUCUCUCAGAUGGGCCCGGGGCGUCCCGCCGCCGCCGAAACAGAGCUUCCCGCGGGCCCCGCAGAGUCCCAGGCAGGGCCGGGGUCUGGCCGUCAGCCCCGCGUCCCGCGCGCGGCUUCCCCGGGGGCGGGCGGACAGAGCGUGAGCGUGCCGGAGGAGGCCCCCGCCGCCCGCCAGCUGCUGGAAGACCUCAGGCGGCGGCUGGCACGCGCCUUCCAGCGGGCGGCGGCGCGCGAGCAGCAGAGCCGGGCGUGCAUCGAGGGCGCACUGGGCCGGCUGAGCGCUGAGCUGCUGGAAAUGCAUUUCCAAAAUCGCCAACUGGUGAGAACUGUACUGGAUUUAAACAUGAAAAUGCAGCAAUUGAAAAAGGAGUAUGAACUGGAAAUUGCAUCAAAAUCUCAAAGCUCAGAAGAUAAUGCUCUGAAUCGGGAAUAAGGAAAUGCACACUUGAAGAUCAGAACCCUAAAAAUAACAUGGACAUCUCUGAAACAACUCUGACAGUAACAUCAUGGAUGCCUUGCGUAAGAUUUUAGGGGCAAUUUGUAGGCCCAAACUUAGAUGCCAUGGGGAAGUGACAGAAAAUGUCUAAGAGGGAAGAGAUAGAAAAUGAUAUAUGACCAAGUUUUGGCCGAGAAGUAAAAAAAAUAUGUACUGAAGAUUGCUUUAAUGCCAAUUUCUAGUAUGCUAUUUUGUGCCACCUUAACUUUCUGGCAUUGCCUGAACUUUCGGAAUCUGUGCAUGUUUUUAUUUUACUUGAUUAUUCUUGGCUUGUCUGUCCAGUUAGUUAUUCUGUAGCUACCCCCCGACCCCCACCACUAAGUAUCCCACUAUCCAUCUCCCCACGGAUAUAGUCAUGCAGAUCAAGCCAGGUUGAUCAGCUUGUCUCGGGAGUUUUUGAACUAGAACUAAGGGAGUAGAUGAGUAUUUCCUGAUGGUAGAAACUGUGCAGUAGCAGGGUUUGGAAGCUGCUGGUGGCCACCAUGUGAGAAAGUGUGAGCUCUAACGAAGGAGGUUGAAACUGCACCACUGGGAGGACAGAAAAAGAUGGAAAGAACUGAACUUCCUUGUCCCUGGGGUCAAGCUGUCUAAAACCCCAGCCCUUGCUGUCAUCUAGAUAUCUGAAAAUACUCUAAUAGCCUCCUAAUAAAGUCUCCUUUUGCCUAAGUCAAUUGAGUUGGACUUUUAUGACUUGUACUCAGAAGAUUCCUGACUAACACAAUUCCUUUGUUUACGCUUUUAGGAGUUAAAAUGGUUCUUGUUGAAUUAGAAUAUCUACCUCUAAACCCUGAAAGUGCUGCCUUCUUAGUGCAGAGAAUAAAGUUAAAAGAUAG
Molecule: messenger RNA, 1337 nt
Organism: Equus quagga
Lineage: Eukaryota; Metazoa; Chordata; Mammalia; Perissodactyla; Equidae
Gene: AARD
Product: alanine and arginine rich domain containing protein
Exons: 2
Coding region: 16-441 (141 amino acids)
Source: RefSeq, a predicted model, not a curated record